AUGGCUUCGAUCUCCAAAAGUAUCAUCUUCCUUCUUAUCUCCACUCUCUCGAUCAUCCUCACCCACCAGCAUCAACACCCACUGGACCCCCUAACGCCAAUCGAAUUCUUUCAAGUACGAACCAUAGUCCACAACUCAUACCCCAUAUCAACCCACACCACAGCCUUUCACUACGUUGGGCUAGAAGAGCCAAACAAACCCACCAUUCUUUCAUGGCUAAAAGACCCAAACACCAAAACCCCACCUCGGCAAGCUUUUGUCAUUGCACGUAUUAACCAAACCACUCAUGAAAUCAUUAUUGACUUAACAGUGAACAAGAUCUUUUCUGAUAAAGUUUAUAGUGGUUAUGGCUACCCUUUGCUUACUUUUGAAGAGCAAAUAGCUGCAAAUGCGUUGCCGCUUAAAUACCCACCGUUUGUGGAGUCCGUUAGAAAGAGAGGGCUCAAGAUUGAAGAGGUUGUAUGUGGGAGUUUUACUAUUGGUUGGUAUGGAGAGAAAAGAAGGAACCAAAGGGUUGUUAGAGUCAUGUGUUACUAUUUAGAUGGCACUGUGAAUGCGUACAUGAGGCCUGUUGAAGGAGUUACUGUGACCGUGGAUCUUGAAGGGACGAAGAUUAUAGGAUUUACAGACAGAUUAACGGUCCCGAUACCAAAAGGAGAUGGGACUGACUAUAGAGGAUCAAAGCAAAGGCCUCCUUUCCUGGCACAGUUGAAGGGGAUCACGAUGGUUCAACUUGACGGUCCAAGUUUUACUGUUAAUGGACAAAGGAUUAGGUAA
This is a messenger RNA of Dovyalis caffra, 777 nucleotides long. NCBI's taxonomy places the organism in Eukaryota, Viridiplantae, Streptophyta, Magnoliopsida, Malpighiales, Salicaceae. The record is from the annotation of a GenBank genome assembly.